UGAAAAUAUCACAGCUGUAAUGACCUAUUCAAAGGAUUCCUUGAAACCUGAAAUUUCCAUUUGUUUUUGGAAAGUGCCCAGGAAAUUUAUUGACAAUGCAAUUAGAGGAUGUUUGUAUCUUCUGUUGGCUCUAAGUUUUGGCCUAGCAAUUGCCACCAUAGGUAUGACCACUUCAAAAAUAGAUCAAAUUGAUACAACUGAAACACCACUCAUCCAUACUACCAUGCAAUUUGAAAGCAGGAUGCUUGGAAUGGCUGCUGAAUCGAGGAAAGUUUUAAGUGCUUGUCGAAUUUUAGAUUGCACAAUCAAAUGUGUCAACGCCAAACAAAUCUACGAAGAAGUCUAUCAAGUUCUUCAAGCUUCAACGUGUAAGAAAAAUAUAACACUCAAGUUAGACAGUCAGCGUUUUCCAAACCUAGUUUUAACCAACAGAUGGAAACCGGCUAACAGACGUAUUAAGCACCUCGUUAUUAGAAAUUGUGAUUUCAUACAUAUUCGAAACGAAGCUUUCAACUCGUUUGAUUUCACGGCAACAGAAGGAAUCACACUCUUGGGCGUAAAACUAAAUACACUUAGCAAUGGGGUUCUUUUAGGUUUUGCAACGCUGCAGUCUCUAGUAUUAGAAGGAAGAGUAAAACAUAUUGACAGAUGCUUCUUUCAACCUGUUCAAGGUUCUCUCAUGCGACUUACCCUCAGGGCUGGCCUUACUAUUUCGGGAAGGGAAAAUAUUUUUGGCAUAAGUAACCUGCCCAACAUGCACGCUUUGGACCUUAGUGGAAACUUCAUUUCAGGAACUCUAGGUAGAGGUUUUUUCCGUGCAGUGCCUUCUGUGAAUUAUGUUAUUUUGUCAAAUUCGGAGAUAUCUUCUAUUGACAUAGACACUUUCUACGACAUAGCCAGUCAACUAUUAGUUCUAGACUUGAGCAAUAACCGUUUGAAAACCCUGGAUGAAAGCUCUAUACAGCAAAUUCUGACAGAAGGACUCGUUAACAUUUACCUCUUGGGAAAUGAUUGGACUUGUGAAUGUCACUUAAAACCAUUAAUACACAUGUACCAAAAGUAUAUGCAUCGCUUUGGAGAUAUUCCCUAUUGUAGAGCCCCAGAUUCCUUCUAUGGAGUACUCUUGACAAAUGUCAAGUUUGAUGAAAACUGCACUGCCACUACAAUUCAUCACAUCAAAACAGAUUCAUUUAUUGUCACCACAUCAAGUCCUGAUACGAGUGUCACAAAUCCAAGUGCGUCAUUUAAAAUGGCGUGUCUGUCAAUGAUUGGCCUAGCAGAUGCCCAGGAACAAGAAUCCUCUUCCAAGCAAGACGAAGCUCCUGUGGAUUACUUCUUUUUUGCACCACCAUGCCAUGACUUUGAGCUUAUUCUUUUGGAAAAUAACUCCGUUCAAGUGGUGGUUCACUUUGCCGAUGAGCCAAUCAACAUAAUUUGGUUCAGUGAAGCUCAAGAAGACUUUGUCCACACAGUGAACGAUAUCACUUUCGAUUAUAAUUGUGAAGUGUAUUCAGAUCCGUUUCUCUUGGCUGAGAAUCUAGAAGAAAACUGCACAUAUACAUUUUGCCUGGUUCCCAGUGGCACUUUCUCUAUUACACCUUUCAACUGCUUGCCCCUUCAUAUACCAUUCAUGACUAGAUUGGAGCCAAAUAUUUGGAUUUCACAUGACGAAAAGGAACUUACUCUUGGUAUUGUUUGCUUGAUUCUAAUGUGUUCCUUAUUAUUUGGCGGAGUUGUGGCUUACUUUGGAAUCAAGGCAUAUCCGGAUAUACUGGAGGGUAGCAAUCACGUGCUUGUGGUAAAAAAGUCCAAUAAAAGUGCUUGUUAUGUAUCAACAAUCCCCGAGGGAGAAUAUGCGAUUAAUAAGAAUAGUUUGAAGAAACACAACACAACAAUUGAAUCUGGCAGCCUUGCAUACCUACCGCCACCACCACCACCGGUGCCAUUAUACAAGGAUAAUGAAGAAAUUAAGGAGGAAUCGUCCCAAGAAGUUGAAGACUAUUAUGAAAUGCCUUGUAUCUACAACAAACCCCACAACUGCCAACAGAAGUGCUUGUUCAACAAGUGUGUAAUUACUCCCAAUUCACCACCGCCAUUGCCGAAACGCAACUCGGAUAGCACUUUGUACGGUUCAGCUAGCGAACUUAUUUCUAGUGUUCCUUAUCCAAAACGGAGUUUAUAAAAUAUGCAUCUCGAUGAUAGAUGCAAACAAAUAUUGA
This is a messenger RNA of Eupeodes corollae, 2219 nucleotides long. RefSeq lists its product as uncharacterized. Gene Ontology annotation, molecular function: protein binding. The coding region runs from base 20 to 2182 and encodes 720 amino acids. Gene Ontology annotation, cellular component: plasma membrane. The record is from RefSeq and is a predicted model, not a curated record. NCBI's taxonomy places the organism in Eukaryota, Metazoa, Arthropoda, Insecta, Diptera, Syrphidae. The transcript has 4 exons.